Pichia kudriavzevii is the source of this 465-nucleotide messenger RNA. RefSeq lists its product as uncharacterized. The transcript has a single exon. The record is from RefSeq and is a predicted model, not a curated record. Bases 1 to 465 code for a protein of 154 amino acids. Gene Ontology annotation, molecular function: Arp2/3 complex binding; actin binding. Gene Ontology annotation, biological process: actin filament debranching; negative regulation of Arp2/3 complex-mediated actin nucleation. NCBI's taxonomy places the organism in Eukaryota, Fungi, Ascomycota, Pichiomycetes, Pichiales, Pichiaceae. Gene Ontology annotation, cellular component: actin cortical patch.
AUGCCAGAGGUAUUACUCACAACACAAGCCAGAAAAACCAAAAUGUCCCAAGCUAUAUGCUCCAUUCCAGCAGAAACUAAACAGCAAUUACGUAAGUUCCGUCUUACGCCCAUCAAACAAUCGUCUAGAACGAUCAAGACACAAAUAUACAAAAUCAACAAAAAUGAACAGACACUCCAACUGGAGGAAUCGUUAGAACUUGAAGAUUUGGAAGAACUUGUCGAGGAAUUACCAGAUAACACACCAUGUUUUGUGUUGAUGAACUACGGGUACACCAAACCUGAUGGAAGGUAUGUUUCGCCGUUGGUGGGUGUUUAUUGGAGACCAAACACCGCACAAGGACAGAUUAAGAUGAUGUACGCGGCGUCUGUUGAGCUGUUCAAAAAAGAAGUAGGAUGCAAUUUAUGGUUAGAAUGCUCGGAUGAGGAGGACAUUCCAGACUUGAAGAGGGAAAUUGAAAAAUAA